AUGCUAUUCUCCUCUGCUACCGUUGCUCUCGCGGCUGCUGGCUUUGCCUCUGCUGCCCCUGCGAUUCAGAAGCGUGCUUAUGAGAUCAACGACGGAGUCAUCCUGAACUAUGCCCUCACACUCGAGCAUCUUGAGGAUACCUUUUACCGUGAAGGCCUUUCCAUGUUCAGCGAGAAGGACUUUGCCGACGCUGGUUACGACUCGACCUUUUACAACAACAUCAAGAAGGUCUCUAGCGAUGAGACAUCGCAUGUUGACUUUCUCACCAAGGGCCUCAAGGCCGCCGGUGUCACCCCCGUUGCAGCCUGCACAUACAACUUUGGCGUCACUGACGUCAAGAGCUUCCUGGGUACAGCCUCCAUCCUCGAGGGUGUCGGUGUCUCCGCUUACCUGGGCGCUGCCGCCGACAUUAUGAGCAAGACUUACCUUACAGCUGCCGGUUCCAUCCUGACUAUUGAGGCAAGGCAUUCGUCAUACAUCCGCGGCCACCUCAAGGAAGUGCCCUUCCCCCAGGCCUUUGACGCCCCCCUGACCAUCAACGAGGUCUACUCCCUUGCUUCAGGCUUCAUCACAAGCUGCCCCAAGGAGAACCCUGCCCUUCCCGUCAAGGCUUUCCCCAAGCUGGCUCUGGACCCCUCCACCAAGAUGCCUGUCAAGACUGGUGACAUGGUUACUCUUCAGACCCCUGGGUACACCCUCAAGGGUGCCGACGGCCAGAAGUUCUACGCUGCUUUCAUUGCCGUGACUGGACCUACCUUUGUCGAAGCCAAGGCUGUCGACGGCGGCUUCUCGAUUGAGAUUCCUGAGGGCUUUGCCGGCCAGACCUACGCCGUUCUCACUGGAUGCAAGGAUGCUGUGUCUGAUGACACCGUCGCCGCUGGUCCUGCUAUCAUCGAGAUUUCCAGCUAA
Fusarium falciforme is the source of this 909-nucleotide messenger RNA. RefSeq lists its product as hypothetical. The transcript has 3 exons. NCBI's taxonomy places the organism in Eukaryota, Fungi, Ascomycota, Sordariomycetes, Hypocreales, Nectriaceae. Bases 1 to 909 code for a protein of 302 amino acids. The record is from RefSeq and is a predicted model, not a curated record.